Messenger RNA from Acytostelium subglobosum LB1, 651 nucleotides. RefSeq lists its product as hypothetical. The transcript is spliced from 2 exons. The record is from RefSeq and is a predicted model, not a curated record. Gene Ontology annotation, cellular component: nucleus. Bases 1 to 651 code for a protein of 216 amino acids. Gene Ontology annotation, biological process: double-strand break repair; single strand break repair. Gene Ontology annotation, molecular function: double-stranded DNA binding; single-stranded DNA binding; 3'-tyrosyl-DNA phosphodiesterase activity. Lineage: Eukaryota; Evosea; Eumycetozoa; Acytosteliales; Acytosteliaceae.
AUGGUUAUCUCACACUUUCGGAACAAUGUACUUGAACAUGCACCAUCACAACAUGAGAGUGAUGUUACAUUCGAUCAAUUAUUAAUGUUGGAGGAGAAUGGACAAGAUCAAGGAUAUGAACAUGUCAACUCAAUGAUGUUAUCAACUUAUGUCUGUGAUUGGACUUGGUUGGCAACAAAGUUGACCAACAUCAACAACUCAACAACAUCGAUACAGGUAUCAAUCAAUUAUGCACGUGAUCGUGAGAAUGCUGGCGUAUCUGAACAGCCUAUUGGUGAACCAUUCCUACAUGGUCAUAAUGUUGUUCAGUUGCCACGACCCCAUGUUGAUCCUUUGAGUAUCACAGUGAUACAUCCAUAUAUCCAGCAGGGAGGCGGUAUACUCCAUGCCAAGGUCAUGAUCAUCGAGUUUGUCAAUGUACUUCGCGUCAUAGUCUCAUCGGCCAACCUCACUCAAUCAGAUUGGGAACUUCUUGGACAGACCAUAUUCACAGUUGAUGCGCCAAGAAUAAGUGGAGCCAUUGCCACAGACCCAGUCUCAGCGCCAGAGGGAUCAUUCCAAGAUGAGCUCAUUGAACUACUCACCAGUCUAGGGUUCAGUGCACCAAUAUCGUCCAUGUCCAUGUCCAUGGCAGAUUGCGUCAACUUUUGA